AUGCUGUUUCGCAACUUGAAAGGCGCAAAAGAAAAACUCAACAGCUCAUCUCGUCGGGUGCCCAGCUGGCACACGGUCCAAUCUCGUUAUGAAGAAAGAGGAUAUAAGUACCACCCUGAAUUGCUAAAUUUAGUUUCCCUGAGAAAAAUUGAGAAAAAAAAAAACAUCGAAGGACUCACUCCAGUCGGAUCUUGGGAUGAAUGUGUGGGCUUACCAUUAAUUAGGUCCACAUUGACGCCAACAACCCCCUCGUCGACGCCGACCUCGCAGUUAGGGCAUGUCCCUGAUAACGACUCAAUGAGAUUAACCUUAAAAUUAUGUUUUGAGUGCCUUGACCGACUCUAUGGAAAGAUGGACCAUGUUCACAAGGAAAUCCUCGGGCUGGAAAUCCUAGAGAUCCGCGCCCGCAUGACAGAGCUCCUUGCCAGGUGCGAGCCAGAAGAUGCUGUGGGGAAUUCUAGCGCAUGGGACGGCAACAUUGACCUCCAAGCAAUCGUCGAUGACGAGCCUCAGACCAUCGUACCAGUUGCGCUUUAUGAGCUCAAUGCAAUUUCACCAUUGUUGACUCCGUCCGGUGUCUUCUACUUGCCACAUCCACAAGUACUCCAAGGCCAGUUUCCGGACCCAGAGUACAGUCCUAUAGAAUCUAUCGGGAAUCUACCAGAGGGUACAGAUCGUCCCGUCGGUCAACUUUUCCGAGGUGAGUUCGCGAUCAUUCGCAGCAUUUUCAUUGAACGCUUACCAUGUGCGACCAGACCCAUUGGACAAUUUGCACCUGCCUCAUGACACAUAUUCUGAGGGGGAGGCCUUGUCUGAUUCUUCAGUCGGACACGACCAACAACUACCUCUCCCCAUUGUGCAGGGAAGGCAACAAAAAGUGAGGUGCACCCAGCCCGGGUGCUCGAAAGUUGUCAGGAAGGAUGGCCUCACUCGGCAUGUGAAUGAGACACAUCUGUGGACGAUU
This is a messenger RNA of Suillus paluster, 964 nucleotides long. RefSeq lists its product as uncharacterized. The coding region runs from base 1 to 786 and encodes 261 amino acids. The record is from RefSeq and is a predicted model, not a curated record. Lineage: Eukaryota; Fungi; Basidiomycota; Agaricomycetes; Boletales; Suillaceae. The transcript has 3 exons.